AUGGUGGAUGAUAGUCUUGACACUCAACGUCAAGCAGUAUUCCUUCAGUUAAAACCUCUAUGCGUAUCUCUCAUCCAAUCUACAUCGGUUUCAGCUUCGAAAUCUCAUGAAACUUUUCAAACCAUCGACAAUUUGCUCAAUAUUCUUUACUCAAUUCCGGACCCAUCCAGGAUAUUUGAUUACAACUUAAUCAAAUAUGUAUAUUUUCCGUUGCUUCAACUCUAUAAUAAUCCAAUUCUACGGCAAAGUAAUAGAUUUAUUGAAGGUUUUCUGAAUUGUCUUCAUUUUUUAUUAACAGCAAGUUGGAAAAAAUAUAUGGUUCCCGAUCAAUUCAAACAACUUCUACUUGUAUUCGUCAAUAUUAUUGGAGGAUCAACUCUUGAUUCAAAAACUGUUAAUAGAUCAUAUUUAACAGAGUUUACUAUCUCUGAAGAAUCUAAACUUGCAUGUGUUAAGUGUAUGUUGGCAUUAUUGCCAGUACACACUGAAUCAUUUGAAAAUGUUGAUAAUAGAGAUCAUUUCCAAAUUGAAAUCCGUCGUGAGUUAAUUUUACAAGAAUUAAUGAGUAUUCAAGUUAGAGCACUUAUUGGUCGUUGUGUUUAUGUUUUGUUGGAAAUUAUUUCUAAUGAAAAUUUGUUACAACUAAGACUAACUUCCCUUGAGACUAUGCAAUCCUUAGUUGAUAGCAUAGAAGAUCUUGGAAUUAUUGCAGCUUUCUUGCCUGGAAUGGUUAGCACAUUAUGUAAAACUUUAAUAAGGGACCAAAAGGAGAAUCAUAUGUUAUUAGCAAAGAUUGUUGAAACUUUAUCCGUCAUUAUUACUAGUGUCAUGAACGAUAAUGAUGAAGUUAAUAAGAGCUUGUUUACUAUAACGGGAUCAUUAAGCGAUUUAAAAGAUUUAUUUCACAGUACCGAUUCUUUUUCUAAUCAAACAAGUUCAUCGUUAUCUAAGACAACAUCAACUCAGACAUCACAAUCACAACAAUCAGCGCUUGCAUCCAUUUAUGUAGAAAGAACAAAGUCAUGGCUUAGAGCGACGAAAUCACAAAUUAAACUGUUGAUGUGUCAAAUUUUCACAAUACGUAAUCAUUCCGCAUGGCAGCUUAGAUUAGCGUUUGUGAAUUUUUCAUAUAAGCUUCUUUCUAGUAGUGCAAAAUGCUUAGAUAAUUGUAUUCCUAUAUUAAUCGAAACUCUUGUAUUUUAUUUAAAUGAUAAUUAUGUUCAAGUAUCGAAUCCAUGUCGACAAAAUUUGGAUUUAUUACGUGCACACUCCGAUUUUAGGGAAAAUUUUACACCAAUAUUAAAAGAAAAUUUUAAUAAUUGGCUUAUAUCGUUACCAAGAUAUUUAAUCGGGUUGGAUGAAAAUGCAAAAUAUAAUGCUUUAUCGUUAAUAGCAGGGUUUAUUUCUCUUUUGGGGUCAGACAUACAAACAGUAUUGAAUAUUUCAUUGCAAAGGGUAUCAGAUGGGUUACUUAACGCGUUAGAAUUUGAUACAGGUGACGUUCGAGUCGUGGAAAAUCGAUUGUUAACUGGGCAGUAUGACACGAUUGAAAAUGAAAGUGCUAUCACUACAGAUGCUGCUUUUCAAGAUUCUGAACGCACUUUGCCACAUUUUCCUCAACCACAAUAUAAACAUAUUAGAGAACAACGUGUCAAGACAUGUUUAUCAACAGUUUUUCGAUUGCUCGGAUAUUUUAGUAACAUAUCAUUUUUAAUAGAUCAUUUCCUUGCAUAUUUCAGAGACCAAGAAUCCACAAGAUUAUAUGCACAAUGUAUAUUUAUUCUUAAAGAAAUCUUACUUGGAGCAGCUGGAAUUAACAUGAGGACAGAUUUAAAUUUUGAAUAUUAUAUAAAUUUGAAACCAGUUAAUGCAUUACGAGAUGUGAAAAGAAUAGCUAGAUCAAUUUUAAAGGAAUAUAUAGAGUCAGAUGUAACACUCAACAUUAUCAAUAAUUUUGAUUCGACCACGAAAGCAGUAUCCAAUAAAAGCAAUUUUGUUGAGAGAAAAAUUCUUUCCACAUCCAACAUGAAUGUGGAAUCUCAAAAUCGUAUUAUUUUAAUCGAUUGUUUCAUUUUGGAGGGCAUAGCCGCGAUAUCACAUAUUUUGGGAAGGGAGUUUAGAGUAGAAUUAAUAGAUGCUCUUUACCCUAUAUUAGAAAAACUUGGAGAAAAUAAUAGACUAGUACAUGAAACAGCCGAUAUCACUUUGACUCACGUUUCUGUAUGGUGUGGGUAUUCAUCAAAAAGAGCACUAGUAUUGGAAAAUGUAGAUUACCUUGUCAAUGUUGUUUCUCGAAAACUCUCACAAAUUAUCGUUAAUCCUCGGACUCCUCAAGUUCUCACUGCCAUGAUCCGUGUAGUUGGACCGCCCCUGUUAACUUUUUUGGAUGAUUCAAUAGAAGAAAUCUUUGAUGCUUUGGAUGCGCAUCAUAUGAAUUCGUAUUUAUUGAAUCAAUUAGCAAAUGUAUUGUUUGCAGUUAUUGUUGCCAUCUCUGAAUCUGUAGAGGGAGAGAAGAAGGAAUUACAAGAGGAAGUUGAUGAUAACUCCAGUUCGCAAGAAAAUGAAGUCGGAAUAUCUAUAGAGAUUGCAGAAUUUGUCAAGCAGUAUAAAAAAGGGGAAACCCCUGAAGUUAAAAACCCGAAUUACAAUGCAACUCUUGAGGAAAUUGGACAAUAUUUUUUGAAACGUCAAAAAUCGAAAGAAAAUUUAAAAGAUGAAUUGGAAGUUGAUGAUGAUGACAUUCAAAGAGAACAUGAGCCAAGUGUAAAUCAUCAUAAAAAAGAAGAUAAAGAUAAUAAACCAAAGCCGACACAAUCACAAUCAACUUGUCUCCAGAUUAUUGACAAACUACUUCACUUCCUCGCAGCAGCAUCACCACAAUUACGUUCAAUAGUUUUGGAUGCUAUUAGGAUUUCACUUCCAAUCUUGCAAUCUAUUCCAAAAGAGCUAUAUCCGCUAAUACAUAGAAUAUGGCCAUCGGUCGUUAAACGAUUAAAGGAUCAAGAAUCGUACGUUGUUCUUAGUGCAGUAAGACUUAUCCAAGGAAUUUCAAUUUCAAGUGGGGAUUUUUUUACAAGCCGAGUAGUUCAAGACGUAUGGCCAUCAUUUCAGCAAUUGUUAGAUCAUCAAGAUACGAAAGAUAAAGAAUAUAUUGGAAUAUCACCUACAACAUAUUCUAGAUCUCAUAGAUUGAAAAAGUCCAUAUUGGAAACCAUAAAAACAAUAAUUAGUAAAGUGGCGUUAUCUAAUCAGGUUAUAUUACAAAUUAUGGAUCACAUGUGGCCAUUUUUAAAUGAGAAAGUUCAUGAAAAUCUUCAAAAUUUAACAAUUGAAUUAUUUAAGGAGCUUGCCAAGAGAAAUUCCAAUGCUACUUGGUUAAUACUUAGGGGAUUAGUUGAAGAAUAUAGUGUGAUCCCAUAUAGGAAGAUUGCGGAUGAAGAAGUAGAAUUAAAUGAUAUCGUAUGGCCAAAAUAUUUGUGUAGAUUUCCAAAAGGAGAAAAGAAAGAUCAAUUUGUAAAAAAUGUGAGACUAAUUUUAAACGAAAAUUUAUUUUAA
Messenger RNA from Funneliformis mosseae, 3555 nucleotides. The record is from the annotation of a GenBank genome assembly. NCBI's taxonomy places the organism in Eukaryota, Fungi, Glomeromycota, Glomeromycetes, Glomerales, Glomeraceae.